Molecule: messenger RNA, 2844 nt
Organism: Morchella sextelata
Lineage: Eukaryota; Fungi; Ascomycota; Pezizomycetes; Pezizales; Morchellaceae
Exons: 2
Coding region: 1-2844 (947 amino acids)
Biological process (GO): autophagy; autophagosome organization; protein autophosphorylation
Cellular component (GO): autophagosome; cytoplasm
Molecular function (GO): protein serine/threonine kinase activity; ATP binding
Source: RefSeq, a predicted model, not a curated record
AUGCAUUUAUAUGAUUGGUCCACACGGCUAAUGUUUGUUUCUGAUACACAGAAAAAUAAGUCUAUCGCCGCUAUCAAAGUCGUUCAGAGAGCCAAGCUCAAUCGAAAGCUCCUCGAGAAUCUUGAAUCAGAAAUUCAAAUUCUCAAGAAGCUAAACCACCCCCACAUUGUAGCUCUCACAGACUGCAAGAAAACUGACAAGUACAUCCAUCUCAUCAUGGAAUAUUGCUCUGUUGGUGAUCUUUCGCAUAUCAUCAAGAAGAGAGAGCGUUUAGAUCAAAUACACCCCUGCUUAGAAGGCCUAAUGCAGGAUUAUCCGCCCGUUCCGGGAAGUGGACUCCACGAGGUUGUUGUAAGACAUUUCUUGAAGCAACUGGCGAGCGCGCUCGAGUACUUGAGGAAGGACGGACUGGUUCAUCGGGACGUGAAACCCCAGAAUCUCUUAUUAGAUCCACCACCAGGCUGGGACGGACAUAUCCCCGAAAACCCUUUUCCCUUGGAAGGAUCGCGUGCUCUUGUUGGUCUCCCAUCAUUGCCCAUCUUGAAGCUCGCAGAUUUUGGGUUUGCGAGAGUUCUGCCUGCCACUUCCAUGGCAGAAACUCUUUGCGGAUCUCCACUCUAUAUGGCACCAGAAAUCCUCCGAUACGAGAAGUACGACGCCACUGCGGAUCUUUGGUCUGUCGGAACAGUUCUUUAUGAAAUGAUCGCGGGAAGGCCGCCUUUCCGUGCCCCCAACCAUGUCGAUUUGCUCAGGAAGAUCGAGGCUCGAAAUGAUAAAAUCGAUUUCCCUAGAGAAUGUAUAGCAAGUGAUGAUAUUCGAGGGUUGGUACGCAGUUUAUUGAAGAGGAACCCACUUGAGAGGAUGUCAUUUCAAGAGUUUUUUGAUCACCCUGUGGUUCGAAAUGAAAUCCCUGGUGCCGCUGUAAGUGCACCGGCACCCUUAGUAUCAGAGGUGGCGAUAAGACCCAGAAGUAGCUUGGCUGCUAUCAGAACCGAAGCAAUGCCAAUGAGGAGAAGCCCAUCACUGCGAACACCGCGUGACGAGAGGGCACUUGAAGCCGACCGAGAAGGGACAGGAAGAAGUGCACCGGAUCAUCACUACAUUCCACCGUCUCCAAGGACUAGGACAGCUGUAGAGUCAUCCGCCUUGCCUUUUGCAACCCUUAGCCCAUCCGGGGCCUCACCACGAUUGGUUGAGCGAAGGCUCACUACACAAAUUCCUUCCGCUGGACCAUCAUCACCAGCUUUUGAACGGCCACAGUCUCGCCCUUCACUUACAAAUCAUUCAACUGCACCAGCUAGGCAAGGGUGGAAUUCAGGUAGAGAUACUGGUGCUGUGCCUAUGGAGAGGGUUCAGAGCAGAGGCACAGAUCCAUCACCUGGUAGCUCACUAUUGGUGCAAAGAGGUGAACGAGUUGAACGAAUUGAGCGAGGAGAACCAGUCAGAGACAGGUACUCCCAGCGCUCCCCAAGUGGUAGGGAUAUGCGACCAGUUGAAGAAGAGCAGGGAGAGAAGGAGGACUACGUUUUCAUCGACAAACAAUAUGUACAGGUUAACUCUUUUGCCGAUGAGAUUGCAACUAGGGGAACUGGUCGAACUACACCAUCACCCUCAUCAAGCGCUCUGUCACGUAGAAUCCCUGGUGGAUACCAGGCCACGCCUUCGAGGGCUAUUGCGGUGACCAGCCGACGCCCUGAAGUUCAAUCUCACUCUAAGGGGUCCUAUGACCGACGUUAUGGAUCUUCGCCAGGGAGGUCAACACUAGCAAAGGCAUUAGAAAUCGCCAAUGCCCGUCUUUUUGGCGUCAGUGUCUCACCACCAAAUCAGAGCCCACCAAACAUGCAAUCAGGAUAUCCCCCGCAACACAAUCCCGGGAGUAUGGUUAUGCUCAGCAAUGCUGGCGGUCUCGCGGAAGAUGAUAUGAUGGCUAUUCAAACUAUUGAAGAUGCUGCGAGUAGGAGUGACGUUGUGUACAACUUCGCAGAAGUCAAAUGGGCACAGUUGGUGCCGUCGGCUCCUUCAGCACCUCGUGGGCUUGGAUUGCUACCUUCAUCGGGCAGUGCUGGAGAGUUAGGGUUUGGAGGCGAAUCGUCUCCGGGAAGCAGCGACAUGCACCUAACUCCAGAUGCAGUUGUCCAGCUCGCCGAAGAGGCAUUGGUCUUGUACGUGAAGGCACUUGGAUUGCUGUCAAAGGCUAUGGAAUUUGCAAGCACUUGGUGGUCUACAUCAAACUCACGACCUGGAUCGAUGAGCCCAGCUGCUCAAAUGGCUAGCGCCCGAGUCAGCAGUGUCGUUCUAUGGGUCCGAGAGCGAUUCAACGAAGUUUUGGAAAAGGCUGAGUUUGUUCGUAUCAAAUUGAUGAACGCACAAAAGGAGUUGCCGAGAAGUCAUCCAAGUCACCCAAGAAACAACCCAGAUAACGAUGACAUGGGUGCGGGUACGGAGAAUGUAGCAGUUACUCCUGGAGUGACUGCCGAGAAAUUGAUGUAUGACCGCGCUCUCGAGAUGAGUAAUGCGGCAGCCGUCAAUGAAUUGAUCGGAGAGGAUCUCAAUGGGUGUGAGGUGGCUUAUGUCACUUCAAUCCGGAUGCUGGAAGCUGUUUUGGAAAGAGAUUCCAGUGAGAAUGAGGCGGAUUGCGGACAGAUGGAGGAGGAAGAUAGGCGAAUCGUAGAGAAGUACAUGGAAAGCAUUCGUGUCAGACUUGGUUGUUUGAAGAAGAAGUCUGCAAUGAUUAUGUCGAAACGAUCUUCUGGAAUUCAGUCCAUCCACUCCAACCACGGCUCUCCGCAUCUACCCUCCAUGUCUCCGGUCAUGGGUUUGGGGAUGGGGAUGUCUCCGAAAUAA